This is a messenger RNA of Danio rerio (zebrafish), 3181 nucleotides long. It is a transcript of the gene fbxw2, whose product is annotated as F-box and WD repeat domain containing 2. The record is from RefSeq and is marked provisional. NCBI's taxonomy places the organism in Eukaryota, Metazoa, Chordata, Actinopteri, Cypriniformes, Danionidae.
GCUGUAAUUCCUCAUUGCUAACGGAGGCUCCCUUUUAGCCUAGCCAGCUAACUCCAGAGAAAAAAAAAUACAGAAAAAACAGCAAUGAACUUGCUUUAAAUUCACGUAUGAUAUUAAAUUGUUAAAUAAUACAGUCGUAAACCGUGAACGAUUAUAGAUCGAUUACAUUUUCUGAGUCAAAGCGUUUCCGUUAGAUUCAUACUGUACAUAAUAAUGCUAGAGUGGGACUCUAGAUGUUUAAUUAAUGGCAGCUGACGGGGAGAUUUGCUCAUUUUUGUUCAUGAUUAAUGUUUUAAUUGUCACCCGACUAAUUCAGAUUAUGACUCGACUGUGAAAACGAAAGUUUCUCCUUUGUAGAGCGAUAUCGAUUUGAGUUGACACCUGUUAGCUAGCGCGGCUAGCUAGCGCUCUCCUCGUACUGAUUCUACUGGAAAUGGUAGACGCCCUCAUGUGCCCAUGGAGAAGGUGGCUUUUGAGGGGUGGCUGGAGUCAGUUUCCACCUCCUUCCUGGUGCUAAGUGACCAGCAGCGCAACCAAACCCUGGACCACCUCAUCUCACUGAGCGGUGCCGCCCAGCUGCGACACCUGUCCAAUGGCCUGGAAGCACUGCUCAAGCGGGAUUUUCUGCGCCUGCUGCCGUUAGAGUUGGCCUUCUACCUGCUGCGCUGGCUGGACCCCCAGACCCUGCUCACCUGCUGUCUAGUGUGCAAGCAGUGGAAUAAGGUGAUCAAUGGCUGUACUGAAGUGUGGCAGAGUGUGUGUCGAGACCUUGGCUGGCGCAUCGAUGAGUCCAUUCAGGACGCUAGACACUGGAAGGUAAUAUAUCUGAAGGCCAAACUGCGCAUGAAGCAGCUGAGGGAGGAGGAUGCGUUUGAAACCAGCUCUCUCAUUGGACACAGUGCUCGAGUAUAUGCUCUUUACUACCGGGAUGGGCUCCUCUGCACAGGUUCUGAUGACCUGUCAGCCAAACUAUGGGAUGUCCGCACAGGCCAGUGUGUCUAUGGCAUCCAGACCCACACCUGUGCCACUGUCAAAUUUGAUGAGCAGAAACUGGUGACUGGGUCUUUUGAUAACACCAUUGCAUGUUGGGAAUGGAGCACUGGUGCCAAAAUCCAGCAGUUUCGAGGACAUACUGGGGCAGUGUUCAGCAUAGACUACAAUGAUGAGUUGGACACCCUGGUCAGCGGCUCUGCAGACUUCACUGUCAAAGUAUGGUCCCUUUCUGCAGGAACGUGUGUCAACACUCUUACUGGACACACAGAGUGGGUCACUAAGGUGCACCUUCAGAAAAGCCAAGUGGAGUCCAUGAUGCACAGUCCUGGUGACUACAUACUACUGAGUGUUGAUAAAUAUGAAAUAAAGGUGUGGCCUAUAGGCCGUGAGAUUAACUGCAAGUGCUUAAAAACUCUAUCCGUGUCAGAAGACCGCAGUGUUUGCUUGCAGCCACGAUUACAGUUUGAUGGCCGGUACAUUGUGUGUUGUUCGGACCUUGGCAUAUACCAGUGGGACUUCGCAAGCUUUGAUGUCAUCAGAGUCAUCAAGCCACAGCAGGACCCCUCCAGCCUCUCUCUGCUUAGUUUUGGUGAGGUUUUCGCUCUUCUCUUUGACAACCACCAUCUCUAUGUUCUGGACUUGAGGACUGAGGUUACUGUGGGCCGCUGGCCACUGCCAGCCUACCGUAAAUCGAAACGUGGCUCUAGUUUCUUAGCAGGCGUCACUUCCUGGCUCAAUGGACUGGAUGGCAAGAAUGAUGCAGGCCUAGUGUUUGCCACCAGUAUGCCUGACCAUAGCAUUCAUCUGGUUCUCUGGAGAGAGAAUGGCUAGGACAUGGAGGAGGCAAAUACUAGCCCUGUGCUUUGAAAGCAGGCAGAACUUUACAGCAAAAAGAAGAAAAAAGGGUGCUUUUCAUUAAACUAAACAGCCAACAUUGUUAGAUAAUGCAUGGACCAAAGUGUUUCCCCCUCCUCAACUUUGUUUCCAUUCGCAUUAUGGAUUCACUCUUGCUUCACUUUCUUUCCUAGUUACUUGCAAACCAUGCAUUCAACACUCAUAGAAAAGGAGACCACUGGAGAUUGGCAGUAGCUUUUCUCCAUCAUGUGAAUCCAAUUCAAGGGUUUUGUUUGUUAAAGACUUGAGAGAUUUCUCGCUGAACUUGAGUUGAGUCGCUUUUGCUUUCACACCAGUGAAAGUUGUUAAAAUGCUACUGCACCACCAGAGCGCAGAUCGCUCCACAGCAGGCACGAGCAGGGGAGGUGGCAUGUUUUAUAGCACAAUCACCAGGAUUGACAAUGAAGUACGUUGUUUGUUUUUUAAAUGUUUAAAGUGUUACCUUUUCAGCAACUUUAGUUCUUUUGGACAAAGAGAAAUGUUGCCUUAAAUCUAUGAUUUCCUUUCGAAGAAACUGAAUUUGCAGACCUGUGUGGCUAUAGGCGCUGGAUUGCAGCCCAAACAUCUGUGUUGGUCAUUUUGCUGGGUCUUAAAAAGGCUCUGAUGAAAUGCUGUCUGAAUGAGUCAAAUGGGCUUUUGUAUGUAGGUCCUCGCCGUUACUGACCCUUGGUUUUUAAUUUUCAUUCAGUUUAUUAGUCAUGUGCCUUUGUUUUAACACUUAACCGUUUGCAUAUACAGCGUGUCACAUUUUGAAGUUCAGUCCUCCCUCAAUGAGAAAAGUCUGUUUUAUGCUUAUUUUUUUAACCUAAUGUAAUCAACACUGUAAGAGUUAGUCUUACCACUAUUUAGCCAGACUAGAUCACACAAAAGUGUUUCUUGUGAAAGUCGUUGAAUGUUCAUUUUUAAUCUUUAUUUUUAAAGACUGAUCUUAUUUUUGCAUAAUCCAGGGCUAGCCAGCCUUUUGUCACUUUAUAUAGCUGCUUCUGUAGUUCUGUAUAUCCCACUGGAAGAUUAGAACAAUUUAACUUUAAUUUUCCUUCCCCAAACCAUCAAAACAGAUAGUUUAAUGCAUUUUCACUGUAUUGCUCACUUACUUCAGAGUUUAGAUGCUGGGUAAAAGUAUGAUUACCAUUGGGGGGUUACGACGUCUGUAUGCACUGGUUGUGUUACUUCACUGAAAUGCAAACCUCACAGACAGUAAUGCCAUCCGUCCAUCGCUAGCAGAAUUCAGGUCUGUUGUUUGUAUAACAAAACAUGCUGUCUCACAAAUAAACGACAGUAGCUAACUAUAAAA